Molecule: messenger RNA, 1752 nt
Organism: Alternaria ventricosa
Lineage: Eukaryota; Fungi; Ascomycota; Dothideomycetes; Pleosporales; Pleosporaceae
Exons: 9
Coding region: 1-1752 (583 amino acids)
Biological process (GO): mitotic DNA replication checkpoint signaling; mitotic intra-S DNA damage checkpoint signaling; double-strand break repair via homologous recombination
Cellular component (GO): checkpoint clamp complex; site of double-strand break
Molecular function (GO): glutamic-type endopeptidase activity
Source: RefSeq, a predicted model, not a curated record
AUGAAAACCAGUACUAUUCUCGCGUGCUGGGUGUCAGCUGCAUCUGCCGCCUUCGACUUGAAUCGUGGGGGUGCAGUACUCAAAGCGCCUCAAGGCGACUCGUUUGCCAGCGUAACAGGCACUUUCACAGUACCGAACUUAUCGGGUAGCAACCGACUCUCGAUCUGGGUCGGCAUAGGGGACACACUUGAACAGGAGAACGUACUCGGUGGUGGCAUCGUGUACAACAGUACGCUCAGAAGCUUCUCUGCAUACUUCCCCGGUCCGGUGACAGAUACCACUUCGACGGUUCCUGUUGCCAACGGUAAUUCUAUCACCGUGACAGUCAGCGUGGCUACUGCAGGGGGUACUGUGACGAUUGAGAACAAGACGCAGAACAAGAGGACAACACAAACACUCGCAGCUCCGAAUGGCGUGGAUCCGUCCUCUCUGACUGCGCUGGCGGCAAACUGGUUCGUGCAGGCAUACCAGGUGAUCCCAGGCCAGCUUGUAGCUACACCGAAUUUUGGAACAGUAUCGUUUACUGCAGUUUCGGCAACUACUAAGAGCGGCGCGAAUGUCCCGCUCUCCGGCGCAGGUCGAUAUGAGAUACAAGGAACCAGUGGACAGAUGUACUCGAAGACAACGGUAUCGAACACUGGCGAUGACGUUCGCUUGGCCUCCCCUCCACAUUUCUCGACGCGUCGCGACUUCCCACCUGCAUCGUGCGACAACACCGGCAAGAUGCGCUUCAAGGCGUCGAUACAGAACAUUAAUACCUUUACGAAGCUCACGGCGUCGCUCAAUUCGCUCGGCCCGCUCGCGUGGGUGAAGCUCAGCGAGGAGCAAGUAUGCUUCACCAUCAUACCAGAGCAGGGCACUCAAGUAUGGGCUGUCCUCUCUAUUGACUCCAUAUUCGAGACCAUCAGCGUGCAGUCAGCAGCGAACAACGUCAUCAACCUCGAAGUUCCGCUCACGUCGCUGAACCGCGCCCUCAAGUCGGCCCUCAAUGCCACGUCGGCCCAGAUACGCCUCACCAAGAAGGACAACCUGCCCAUGCUUGCCCUCACCAUCGUCACCACGACCUCCUCGAAUACGUAUAGCGCCUUCCCUGCGGCCACAGCCAACAACGAUGAUGGCUUCGACGCUGCCUUUGACAACGAAUUCGGUGGAGGAAACCGCGAGACCAUUGUCACGCAGGAGAUACCCGUGCGGGUGCUUGCGCCAGACACUGUAGCGCAUCUGCAUGAGCCCGUCUGUAGAGAGCCAGACGUACACAUCAUACUGCCUCCUCUGAUGCAGCUGAAGAGCAUCAGCGACAGGUUCACCAAGCUCGCGCUGGCAGACACCAAGGCAAGCACCGCGACGACGGCAUCAAGGACACGACUAGAGGUUGCCGCCAACAUGCACGGCUGCCUGAGGAUGAGGAUCCGAUCCGACGCCAUGAACAUAUCCUCCAUCUGGACCGAUCUUAGCAAUCCAGAACUCGACCCUGGCCACGUCGCUGGUGGAGAGGAUGGCGUAGCUGAACACCCAAGCACGCGUAUGAAGCAGCUGGGCACGGCGGACGGGCGUAGUGAAGAAGGCUGGGCUACAGUGAGGAUCGAUGGGCGUGACUGGGGUAAGGUCAUGAGUGUGGGUAGGCUGGGGGGACGAGUUAUCGCUUGCUUCUGUCAUGAGCAUGCACUCAUCCUCUAUGUUUACCUACCCAACGAUAAUGGCGACGACGAGUCGGUCCUGACACAGUACUUUAUCAGCUCCUACAGCGCAUAG